Molecule: messenger RNA, 669 nt
Organism: Culicoides brevitarsis
Lineage: Eukaryota; Metazoa; Arthropoda; Insecta; Diptera; Ceratopogonidae
Product: adult-specific cuticular protein ACP-20-like
Exons: 1
Coding region: 1-669 (222 amino acids)
Cellular component (GO): extracellular matrix
Source: RefSeq, a predicted model, not a curated record
AUGGCAUUCCAAUACAUUGCUGUUCUUGCCUUGAUCUCGAGCGCUGCUGCUGCCGCCAUCCCAGCAUACCACGAUAACCACUAUUCCAGCCAUGGAUCUUCUUCCCUCGGAAGCCACUCAUCUCAUGGACUUUCAUCUCAUGGACUUUCAUCCCAUGGACUCUCAUCCCAUGGAUUGAGCCACGGAUCAGGAUUAGCUCAUAAAUUAUCCAUAGCACGUCCCACCCACUAUGACUACCAUCAUGAUGAAGAGCAUUAUGCCCCAGCUCACUACGAAUUCGCCUAUGAAGUGCAUGAUGAUCAUACCGGAGACAUCAAGAGCCAAAAGGAAACCCGUGAUGGCGACAAAGUCCAAGGAUUCUACACUCUCGUUGAACCUGACGGUCACAGACGCACUGUUCACUACACCGCCGACAAACACAGUGGAUUCGUUGCUGAAGUCAAACGUGAAUUCGUAGGACACCAACACGGUCACGACAACUACAACAACUACAACAACAACAACAAGUACCACGGAAACCAUCAUCAUGACACUCAAAUCCAUUCUGCCCACCCUCGUAUCCUCGUUGCUGCUUCCCCAAAAGUCCAAUACACAGCUUCACAUGAUCAUUCCGCCACUGGAAACAGCCAUGGUUUGAGCCACGGACACUACAACAACUACCAUCAUUAA